UUUGGAGCCACAUGACUCCCUGCAUUGGAACACUGCAAGAGAGAAAGAAAAUCAGUUGAAAAAGAAAAUAGAAAAUGAGAAAGGAAGAUACAGUGAAGCUGAUAAGCGCGGAGGGUUUCGAGUUCGUGAUCCACAAGGAAGCUGCUAUGGUUUCACAAACAAUCCGCAACAUGCUCACUUCUCCAGGGAGUUUCGCGGAGACGGAGCAUGGAGAAGUUACUUUUCCGGAGAUAAGCACUACCAUUCUAGAGAAGAUCUGCCAGUACUUUUACUGGUCUCUUCAGUAUGCCAAUGGAAAGGAGACUGAAUUCCCAAUUGAACCUGAACUGACACUGGAGCUGAUGAUGGCUGCUAAUUAUCUCCACACUUAAAACUAGAUUUCCUCACUUGCUUCUAGGGUGAUGAAUCAUGAUACCGAUAAUUAAGGAUGACAUUGUUGCCCGAGAAGACCGUGGAGUUCCUGUAUUUAUGCUGUGGACUGGAAUUCACCUCGUCAUGUAGUUAUUUGUCAAAUUACAAUGCCAUUGAUUUAACUGAGAGCAGUUUGAGAGUAUGUAAGAAGAUGAUUGCUGUGAUGUAUAAACUUACCUUUUCAAGCAAAUGAAGUGGGGGAUGCUAAGAAA
This is a messenger RNA of Populus nigra (black poplar), 623 nucleotides long. RefSeq lists its product as uncharacterized. Gene Ontology annotation, cellular component: elongin complex. Gene Ontology annotation, biological process: ubiquitin-dependent protein catabolic process. The transcript is spliced from 4 exons. Lineage: Eukaryota; Viridiplantae; Streptophyta; Magnoliopsida; Malpighiales; Salicaceae. Gene Ontology annotation, molecular function: protein-macromolecule adaptor activity. Bases 75 to 371 code for a protein of 98 amino acids. The record is from RefSeq and is a predicted model, not a curated record.